GGAGGAAUGAAAAUAUUGGUGAAGUCAAUAGGUUAAAGAGAAAAUAGCUGCGAAAAAUAAGGGUGACUAAUAAUUGUAGAAAUUGUAAAUUGCUUCUAUCAUUGUUAUUCAGAAUCAUUAUUCCAUUUAGAGAAUUCUGAAAAAUCAAUAACUUCUAACCCAACUCUUCCAACCUUCUCCUCCUCCGAAGUUCCCUUUGUUGAUAUUUUCUUAUGAGUCAUAUAAUGGCAUUCCCUAUUGUCGCCACAAGCUGUUGAAUGCAGAAACCGUUUCGGGGCCCAUAAUAAAUUUGCUUAUCGCUUCCUUCCAUUAAUUUAGGCCUCCCCAACGGUGUUCACCCUGUUCUGCUAAAACCAAGAUCCGAUGAGUCAAAUUUUCCAAGAGCCUAAGGGCUUAAAACCAAUCCCAGCUGGAUUUUCUUCUCAUCAUCAAUCUUGCCGUGGUAAGCAAAAGAAAAUGGAUGAGCAAGGAGGAAACAAAGUGACUGGAAUUAAGCAGAUUGUAAGACUGAAAGAAUUUCUAAGCAAAUGGCAAAACGCCACACUUGGCCCCAAGGGAAACAACAAUAAUAAUAAUAAUAAUAAUAAUAAUCUUGGAUCAUCAUCGAAUGGCGGUAGCAAUUCCCCAGGAGGAAUAUCACCUUCCAUUAGUAUGAGGCUAAGGAAUUACAAUAUAUAUUGUGAUUCGGAUGAGGAGAGUUGUCAAAGUCCAGAGCCACCCCAUGGUGUCCCUAGAGGCUAUUUAGCUGUUUAUGUUGGACCAGAGCUUCGGAGGUUUAUAAUUCCCACUAGCUAUCUUAGUGAUCCAUUGUUCAAAUUGUUGCUUGAAAAAGUUGAGGAAGAGUUUGGGUUUGAUCAUACUGGUGGACUCACUAUACCUUGUGAGAUUGAGACUUUCAAGUUCCUCAUGCAGUGCAUGGAGAAUCAUCAGAGAGAUCAACCUGCUGAUCGUCAAGACGUGGUUUCUGCUGGAUCUUCGCCAGUUGAGGAAUUAGAAGGUCUCAUUGUACUUGUAUACAGUUUCAUCAUUUUCUAUUCUACACUUGUCCCUCUGUGUGUUCAAAGCUGACUCUAAACAGAAUAACUGAAGGAGGAAAAGAAAGAAGGAGGGCCUAGGUAGUUAUCUUCAGAAGGUUCAUUGGCAAAAAAGAGAAAGCAGAAACCUUUGACCCUUUCUAGGUAUUACCUACCAGAAUUUAUGAAGAUCAAACUUGGCAAAAUAUUUUAUUCUUAGGAUUGCCAAUUUGUAUUGGAAUAACACUGUUAUAUUGUAAAUUAUUUGAUCUUUGAGUUUGUACAACAUUUAUCUUGUCAAAUUUACAGUAUUGCAUUGUAUUGCGA
This is a messenger RNA of Nicotiana tabacum (common tobacco), 1340 nucleotides long. RefSeq lists its product as uncharacterized. The record is from RefSeq and is a predicted model, not a curated record. Gene Ontology annotation, biological process: response to auxin. Lineage: Eukaryota; Viridiplantae; Streptophyta; Magnoliopsida; Solanales; Solanaceae.